UUUGGAAGUUGAAUUAUGAAGUACACACUGCAUCAAACAUCCUUUCAUCAAGACUGCAAAGAUUAAAUUUCGCAAGGCUGGCCUGUGAAAAUGCCUUUCACUUUUUCCACUCAAUUGCACAAUUUUCUUCUGUGACCAAGUGCUAAUUUAUACGGACUCACUGUAAUUAUACAGUGAUUAGUACCUUUAUUAUUGUGUGCGGUCAUACAUAAUGCAGGAGAGAAACACUUUUCAAAACUGAGCUACUCUAAGCUAAUAAGUGAUCAGAGGUCAGAUUUUUUUAGCAGUAGUUCUGCAGUGUUCUGCCUUUCCCUGUUGGUAUGAUCAGCACAAAUACCUCCCUUCAAGAAGGAGUAGCAUCCAGGGAUCAGGCAGUCCCUGGAUUGGCCAUCCCUGAAUCACCAGUCAAAAGAUUGGUUGGUAAAGCAGAAUGGGGAAGAAAUAUGAUGAGUCUUCCUUUUGAGGGCGCUUUCUUCCCCUGCAUUUCAGCACUAGCAGCUUUGCUUUCUUCCCACCCUCAAGGCAAAAUAGUUUACCUUUUAAGAGCAUUCCUCCCCAGACUGGAUAAAAAUGUACAUAAGUGUGGAUGUGAAAACACAUUUCUGGCAUGGAUUUCUAUGAUAUUCUUUAACUUAGUUUUCUGUCUCUAUGGCAAAUCACUUGUAGUGAAUCAUGUCGCCUCUUUGUAGGAUGUUUUUCUUUACAAGUAAAUCAUUAAAGAUGGUGGUAGCUGGAAUAGUUCCUGCUGUUUUCAUCAAGUGCCCUCUGGAACGUCCGAAGUGUUGCAGCCCAGUCCACCAGAACAUUUAAAACUAUGGGAACUUUAAGCUUUUGAGCAGUCCUGAAGCAGUCAGAAGCAUGACUCUUAUUUAUUUUUAAGCGCUUGCUUAACUGUUUUGUUAGGUCUGUUGCAAGUUUUCCUCCCUCUGAAAGAUUGAGCAAUCUUCUAAGUUAAUGCAGCAUAUUGUUGUUAUUGAUCUGUCAGCACAGGCAACUAUUAGAGCAUGUCCAGGAUACAGGUGCACACAAUUCAAAGAGUCUAGUCCUGUUUAUGUUCAUUGAAGCAACAUUUCUGGUAUGCCAAGGAGAGUGUAGAUGUCAGUUUGGUUCUGUUUCUAUUAAAUCACAUUUGUUUUAUAGGUUAUUUAACAGUAAAAUAAAUUGAAGUUUCCAAAUAUCAGCAUAUAUAUUAACGCUAAAGUAACUGAACGUUAUUAACAUUAAAAAAAAAAACCCACAAAACUCUAAAUAGCAGAGGAAAUUUAGAAACAUCAAAACAGUUCACAGUACAGCCUUGCACUUAGGUCAUGAAGGGUGGGGAGACAGCAGUGUCGAUCCAAAAAUAAAAACAAAAUUAACAAGUUACCUGCAUGAAUUUGGAUGCUUAGCUGAAAAGAUGAAGGCUAAUGAAUGCUCUGGAAGUUGGGGCGGGUGCUGAAGCUGUGGGCUGAAAUGGCUGCUGUGAGGGAAAGGCCAAGAAAAAGGCAGCUAGUAGUAAAAGUAAUAGCAGUAGGAAAGAGUCAAUAAAGUGGAUGUCGGGACUCAUGGUUCUGACUACAAAGCGUUCAAGCACGCCAGCAACGUGGCCUGAGAAAUCCGGUUUGCUUGGGGGAUUUCGCUUUAUCAAACAGGCUUAUUUAGAUACCGGGAUCAGCAGGGUGAAAUGGUGUGGAUAGUUGUAGUUGGCACAAAAAACAGCCUGUGAAUGGUGACAGGUAGCAAAUACUUGUGUGCGCGGUGGGGGAUAUUAAGCCUGCUGCUUGCUAGCUACAGCUGUAUGGGCUGGUGUGAAGUCUUAUAACACCUGGACUAAACAGAGUUGACAUGUCCUGAAUCCUCCUAUUAGAGGCAUGAGACAGGCCACCUACUAGUAGUCUGAUUACGUUUUGUGCUUCUACAUAUAGACUAUUACAUUGGGCAAACUGGGGCUUGGAGCUCAGAAAGAAGGUGAACGUCCUGACUAGAGGAAAGAUUCUGGAAAUAGGGAAGGAUCCUAGAGAUGGGAGAGAUAUAUGGAUGCAAAUGCUGGCUGGUAAAGCCUGAGGCUGGUAGCUGUGGGCAUCUGCACAGCAGGGAACUGGCAGGCCUUUCUGGGCCAGCAGAGACGGGAAGCUGACACCUAGAGAACAUAGCGCUGGCCAGGGGAAGCAUGUAAGUUUGUACGAUAGAGCUAUGACCCUGCUUGACUAAUCUUGUGAUUUGUUUGUUUGUUUAUUUGUUUAAAAUCCUGUAUCCAGAUCUAUUACAGCUUGUUAUCUACUCUAGCUUGCCUGUGACAACAGUGUAGGGGAAAUGCACAUGUAACUUCGGUUAUGGAUCUCUUCUUGGACUGGGGACAAGACCCCUGGAUGACAUCUGUAUUGAUGAAGGAAAAAGCGUUACUUGUGCUGUGCCUCUAACUUCCCAUUUUAUUACAUCCCUUUCUAAUCUUGGAGAGGCAGUGGUUGCAAUUCCACGUUCAGAGAAAUUCCUGUUCUGCAACUGUGGCUAGCACAGGACAAAUAUAUUUAGGACCAAAGAAUCCAGAGUGUGCUCAACAGGGUGAAAAGCUUUCUUGGAAAGUAGUGACUUGGAAGGACCUAAGGAUCCUUCUAGAUGACUACCUCAAUUGUUGGGAAAAAGAGCUACUGUUGUGCUUUGAUAUAUGACAAGAGGCGUAGCGGAUAAAGAACAGGGAUGACAGUGCAGCUAUGAACUCUGCUGUUCUACCUAGCACUAUCACCACUUGUAGCAGUAUUGAUAUCCUGCCCUUUCUUUGACUUUUACAUGAACAAGUCAUUGAACUUUGAAAGAAGUAGAAACAAAGGCUGUAUUCUUCCUGGCAUCUGUAGAGCAAGUUUCUGCUGUCAAAUUUGGCGUAGCCAUUUCAAGAGGCUCUGCUCCCCAUUGCUCUGUCAAAGGCCUCCCAUUUCCUGCAUCUAGUUACUGAAAAGGAAAUGUUCUACCAUUUGAUUUGGAUGCUUGUUCUGCUCUGCAGGAGCUCUGCAGCAGAUGAAAACUCUGUCAGAGAUGUUGAAAUUUUUCCUUCAUCUCCUGAAAUUGAAAGAGGAUCCACCCUGAAACUAUUUUGUGUUCUUGGAAAACACUACAUGCCUCACAGAAAUGCAAGCCACAUCAUCUGGAAAUUGAAUCAUGAACUGAUCACUCAGGAAAACUAUAACAUUGUCAACGAGACUGUAUCUAGUGUAACCAUCCAUAAUUUCACUUACAGCAAAGCACAUGUGAAAUGUUUCAUUAAGUAUCUAGGCAAAGAACAACUUUUGGUUCACACUGAAGUUAAAUCUGGCUUUCCACCGGACGCACCAGGAAAUAUUUCCUGCGUUUAUUACUUUGAUGCUGAACUUGCUUGUAGUUGGACUUCAGGAAGACAAACGAAUCUUACAACAAGCUAUACUCUUUAUAGAAAAAUGAUGAGAAAACGAGGUGUGACUAUUCUAAAUACAGUUGGUUCCAGCUGCCAAAGCAAAACUGAGUCAUGUUCAUUUUAUUACCCAAAUACUCCAUAUAGCAGUUCUUUUUGUUUUCAGGUGAAAGCUGAAAAUGUUUUGGGUGAAGCCUCAUCAGACUGUGUUCCUAUAGCUAUGGAAAAAAUAGAGAAAUUUGAACCUCCUGAAAUACUUUCAGUACAAAAAAUUGCUGGCAUAAAGCAGUUGCUUACAGUAACCUGGAAAAAACCUGAGAAGAUUAUACCUUCGCAAGACUUAAACUGCCGAGUUCGAUACAGAAACUUGUAUUCAAACUUUUCGGAAACUGUAACUGUCAACCUGACUUCUGGAGAGAAAAUAGCAUCACUUAAUCUCACAGGUCUGUGGGAUUCCACAGAGUAUGCAGUUGCUAUUCAGUGUAUCAGUGUUGAAUCAAAAUUUUGGAGUGACUGGAGUAGAGAGAGAAUGGCAAGCACGGAAGAGAAAGCUCCCUCAGAAAAAGUGGAUUUAUGGAGGGUAAUUGAAUCUUCACAUUCAGCUGGACAUAGAUCUGUACAUCUUAUGUGGAAGCUAUUAAAUCACUUUCCAUCACCUGGGAGAAUUCUAGGCUACAGAAUACUGUAUUUUCCAGAAAACAGUGCUGCUCUUAAAAUGAUGAACAUCACUACUGAUGAGAAAAUUAUUUUACUUUUAAAUGAAGAGGCGUAUAUAAUAUCUGUUACUGCCUAUAACUCUGCUGGAGAUUCUCCUGAAGCUAUUUUGAGGAUUCCAUCUACUGAUGAAAAAACUUCUCAGAUCAUUGAAACAGUGAGGACCUUUACAGCAAAUGAAGAAGUGGCUGUGGAGUGGAUGUCCUCCAGAUCAGAAGUAACCAGAUACGUUGUUGAGUGGUAUGAGGAACUGGAGCCAGAUCCUUUUCGUAGAUCAUGGCAAUAUAUAUCAAAUUCUACAAACUGGAGAACUAACAAAAAAACCUUUAGACCAUUUAUAUGCUAUAACAUCUCAGUGUAUCCUCUCUAUGGAAAUAAAGUAGGAGCUCCCUAUUCCAUACAAACUUACAUUCAAGAAAAAAAACCAUCAGAAGGACCUAUGGCUGACACAGGCGUUCCAGGCAAAAAUGAAAUUACAAUUAAAUGGAAAGAAAUUUCAAAGGAUAAACGAAAUGGCUUUAUCAGUAACUAUACGAUAUUUUAUAAACCUGAGGGUGGAAAAGAAUUGAAUGAAACAGUGAACCCUGACGUUCUGCAGUACAGACUGAAGUCCUUACAAGCAAAUACCCAAUAUACAGUUCAUAUCAUGGCAACCAAUGAAGCUGGUGGAACCAGUGGAGAACCAAAAACCUUCAAGACUUUGAAAUUCAAUAAAGAAGAUAUUAUUUCCAUUGCUAUACCAGUUGGAUUAAGUAUGUUGUUUCUAUUAGUCCUUUGGAUAACAUGUAUUCUUAAAAAGCACAUGUUUAAAAAAGUGUGCUGGCCUGACAUACCUAAUCCUGCAGAGAGCAUUGCAGUAGAGUGGCCUGUUGAUGCAUCUGUGAAUAACUCAUUCUUGAGGGGAGUAACAUCUGAGGAUAAAACCAUAGGCGGCUUGGAAGACGUAUGUGUUUUGGAACCCUGUUUUCCUGAAGAACAUGAAGAUUCACUACUAAUGAAUCAUGAAAACCGUAUUUCAGAAUAUACUGAUAUUAAUACAAAAGUCAUGAUUAACAGAGAUAAAAAUAUACCAUAUAAUGAAGAACACGAAGCUGCCAAGCAUCUUUCAGCAUCUAUGCCUUAUACAAUGACUGACCAAGAUUUCAGAAGUCAGGUGCUUUCAGCUUUGAUACCAGCUGAGAAGAUCCAACCCAUAGAAAUGCUGGAAGAUUAUUUACAUGAACACCAGGAUGUUUCGAACCAAAAUGAAGAAAAUAAGGAAGAAGUUUUAAAUCUCUCAGAUCUCAGUGAAAAAGCUGUGUUCAAUCCAUACCUUAAAAAUUCUGUUAAUACAAGGGAAUUUCUCAUUUCUGAGAACUUGGCAGAACACAGUAAGAGUGAACCCAAAAGCCAGUCAACUGCCGUAUCUCCUUUUCAACAAAAUGUUGUAGGACAGUCCUAUGUAACACUGGACAUGUUUGGUCUGGCCACAGCUCAUUAGCAUGAGAAACCUUUCCAUGCAAAGUCCCUUUGUGAGAUUUAUCCUGGCAGUGUUGCAGUGAACAUACACAUUCAUGUGUUCAAACUUGGACGGUCUUAGCUACUCUAGAUGAAAUUACCCCACUCUUUGAAAGGCUGUGAAGUAAUUAAUACACUGCAUUUAUACCUGUCAAGGUUCAUUUAGCUGUUGUUUCUCUUACCUGUUGGACGUAUGAGAAGUGAGGCAAAGGAUUUAGCUUUUUUAUUUCUUAGUUCUCCCAUAUCAGUUUAUUGAAACAAGCUGAUCUUUACUGUGAGAACAUCCAGCAGUGCAAGUGGCUCACUGAUUUCCCUCUGGGCAACCAGUAGCUGAGGGCUGUUGUGGCACAUUGGGGCACAAUGUGAUUACCUGAACAGAGCCGCCAGGAUCUGCCAAAUAAUUCCUUGUAGUUAAAUGAAGUAGAACUACUUUCCUGUUCUUCUUUCCACCCAUUGUUUGAUUUUGGAUUUUGUUUGUAGUGUUCCUCCUAUUUGGCAAGUAAUUAGAUUUCAGUCGUCAUCUUGUUUGUAUCCUGACUCUUGAGUUAGCAGUUUGGCACAAGUUGUCUUUGUUGAAAAGAUAUUUUUUACGUGCAUGUUAUUGACUUAUCUGCAUUUCGAAAAACGUCGGCUUCUGUUGGCUUGUUUACUUCCUUCCCCUCGUCUCCUGUUUUUAAUCUUCUGCAUUUUGUGCUGAUUUUCAUGUCUCCUCUUUGUUUUCUAGUUAUAACAACAUGUUAACUGCAGGAUAUCUUAUCUUCUUGGUUUUUUGCCUCUAAUUUAUUGUAGCUUCAAAUUGUUUUUCCCAGUUGAGGUUUUGAUAUUUUGAACUGAAAAAAAUUCAGCUAAAUAUAGCAUCUUAUGUUGGGAUAAGAACUGAAUUUAUAUCUAGGGAAGUCUUUCUCCUUUAAGUAUUGAACACUAAAUCUACAAAAUAUCCCAAAAUGUGCUCUAAGUUAGAACUAGAGGUUUCUACAGGAAGGCUGUAAGGUCUGUCUGAUGAGUCAUAAAACUACUUGCAGUUUGUUUUAUGGAGGAAAUGAACAUGUUAAUUAAGCAGGAAACUCAAUCAGGUUUUUUUUUUUUUUUCAGCAGAAAAGAGGCUAUUUCUGUAAAAUUCUUACAAAAAUAUUUAUUAUAUUAAAUGACAGAUUAAAAAGAGAUGUAUUCAACUCUGAAUAAAAAAUAUUAAAAUGCUGUGUUAUCUACAGCCUCAGACUUGAACUGUGGUGCACACAAUGCAAUGUCAUGAAAGUGAUGUUUCAGCUGGUAGUCUCUGCAGUUGAAUGAUACUGAAUCAUUUGGUCUCAUCCUGUCAAAGAUUAGAAAUCUCACAAGGAAAAGAUAAUGAACCAACUUUGAAGCUCUAUCUCAAAGAAAUCUCUGAUUUUAACUCUGAAAUCUCCCUCAAUGAAUUUGAGAAGGGUUUUGUUAUAGCAGCCGUAGGGCUUCAUGUAUUAGAUUGUAAUGUUUUAAUUUUGCUCACCAAGACAUCAGAAUAUAAAAUACUGAAGAUGAAGCAGCACAAUGCUUGGCAAGCUGCUUAUAUAACAAGAAAGGCAGUUCUAAACCUCAGUAGUAACAUAUACAAAGUGAUGUUUUUAGUAACAGAUUUUAUGCUGUUUAGGAUUAUAAGAAGUAAUUUAUGAAACAAUUUGUUCAAUAGCUUUAGGCUUUGCCAACAGCUAUUCUGAAAUAUUUGAAUAAGAUACUCUGCCAAAUGUUACUUGGAAAUAACAAAUAGAACUUACAUAACACAAAUGACUUUGUGACUGCAUAAAACUUAAUAUUAAACAAGUAUUGAUUUGAAUUAGUGUUUUGAGUUGCUCCGCUGUUUUCAAGUUGACUGCAAAGAUAAUGGAAGGCUCAUUUUGCUGCUCUUGUGUUAGUUGCCAUGUUAAUACCAGGAAGCAGGAUGUAGCCUCAGCGUUGGUGAGUCUUGAGCCCUUAGGUCUAUGGGCUUAUUGUAAGUUCAAGUAGUUGUUGCCUCCCAGCAACAUAAAAAUAGAAUAUACAGUGGUUGAACUCACUUCUUGUGGUGUGUUUGUCUUAUCGUUAUUCAUAAUUUACCAGAAAAUGUUCUACUCCAUUGCCUUAAAGAUAGGGCAUACCGAAAGCAUUUUUAUCCCAUAUACAAAGGAUCAUGUUUUGUAAAUGAAGCUAACAAAAAAAUGAAGUAUUCUUUUUGUAGUGCAAAGCUGUUCUUAGUCAUAAUGUUUAUUAGGCCUGUUUAUUACCAAAAUGUUAAUUCUGCACUCUUUUCAAAUAUUCAAUCUUUGCAGUUUUGCUACUUGACAAAAAUUUUUCUUUCCAGAUUUGACAAAAGUGUAACUGUUCUAAUUAACUUUUGUUCCAUCUAAGUAAUUUGACUGAUCUCUUCCUGGGCUUCCUUGUGCUUGGUUUGCUCACUCUUUGUGAGUGAAGCCACUCCAUGCUACCUCACUAUAUAAUCCAAACUGUUGUAUUAUCUGGUUCUUUUGAAUUCAGAAUAUGAAAAUGAACAGCGACAAUCCAAAAGUUGGAACAGAUGUUUGAGUAAAAUGUUCUUUUGUGAAAUGGGAGUUUUUAAUAGUAAAAUAUCAAAACAUUAAAAUAGAUGUGUAUAUGGUGUAGAUUUGUUCUCCAAACUCUGUUGAAAACAGGAUACUUGCAAAGUCAAUACAGAGUAGGUAUUUCAUGCUGUAGUAUGCUCUCCUUUCUUCAGUUCUUAAAGACACCUGCUUUUAUAAACUGCUGUCCACUAAAAGGAAGGGGAAUAGUUUAAAUCCAGUCAUUAAAGUAACUUCGUUUCAGUUUCUCUGCGAUACUAGUACUUCAGGGCUCAGGGACGCAGUCUAGAUGCUAUAGCUUAAUAAUGUCUGCUUCUCUGGUCCUUAGUGCAGCAGCAGCAGGUUAUUCAGGGGAGCUUUGCCAGUGGUAAAGGAGGGCGGAGGGUUACGUUCCCCUCUCAUUUGCUGUGGGCUGUGGAUGUUGGGAAAGUUGAUGUAGUUCAGCUGAUGCAUGGUAAUUUAAGUUCCUGUAACUUGAUAGUUCAGCUAAGCCUGGAGCGAGCUUGUGUUCUCCCAGUGCAAGCAGUAGUAUGGUGGUUUAUAUUUCCAAAGUGUUUUAACAUUGACAAGUCGUAUAGAAUAAUAAGGUCAACACGUUCAAGUUUGAAUGUCUACGAUCAGCGUUUUUCUCAGCCCCUUAUGUUGUUUUGCUCUUCAGGCGUUGCUUAGUCUGAAACUGAGUUUUUAGUGCUUUAUCGUCACUAGAUGCUGACUGAGCCAACUUUUAUGCUUAUCUAUAUUUUAGUGUCCGGCUCUAGACAGCUGAAGUUUUGAAAUGACUACUUAUUUCUCAGAAAAGCAGCCUUAUUUAGAUUUUCUGGGUCUGUCAUUACAAUACUCCGAGUGUAGAGCUGUCCUAUCCAAAGGUAAGAUAUACAGAAAUUCACCGUUAUAUGAGACAUUGCUAAUAGAGUUUGCAGAAGUAACACAUUUUGUAAUCAUGGAAAGAUUAUGAAAUGGUGUUCAGGAAUGUAAGAGUCUAUGUGAAUAAGAUUAAAAUCUAGGUAAAUGCUCUGGGAUGCCCACUUAGAACCUAACUGAGCUAAAAACAAUACCUUAUCCUGAAAGGAGACCUUGAAAGGUUUUCUGAAAUGAAGCGAAACGUUAGCAAUUUAUAUCACAACAUAAGAGAAAUGCAAGAAGUAUCUUCUUACCCUUAAUUCUAACAAAUGAACACAGCACAUUUCUGGAAUCACUUUUCAUGGUAGAUGUUUACAGAGUUGGGAUAUGGGCCUAGGCUGUGUUUCUGUUACUCUCUGUAGUUCAAGCAGUUAGCUGAUUUUUGGAGCCUGGAGGGGUUUUAGUUUUUGUUUCCUUUCCUUGUUUGUUUGUUUCCUUUUUGGAGAAGAAACUGAUGCUAGAGUCAGUAGUUUCUGAGACGCCAACUUUUUUGAUUUAAAACAAAAAACCUGUUCCUUUGAACAUAGAAAAGAACAGCAUAGCAGAGGACAGCCCCUUUGCUUUUAAAGUUUUUUUUCCUAACUAGCGUACUGCCCAGAAACUCUUACAUCCAGCUGCCUUCAUGGCUUGCUGCCUUUGCUGUCUGCUUCUUUCUCCCAUGAAAGCAUUUGCUUUCAUCUCCAGUGAAUUUUCUGCGCUUACAUAGCUUGGAUCACCAAUAGGCCCUGAGUUUGGCUUAUCUUUUGGGAAUGCAUCUAUUUCUGCUUUUGCUUUUUUUCUUGAAAGGGCUCAGUUGCUUCUCACAAGUCGCCUGACAAAAGAGCAUCUGCUAUUUAUGAGCUUCAAAAAGAUUGCACUUGUCCCCACGAUACUGCUGUGUGUGAGUGGUGAGAGACAGGAAGUAAGAGUGAAUCAUUUCUGGUGAAUGUGGACCCGUGAGUUUAGAUUUUGCUAAUUUUCACCUCUCUUCCUGUACACAGUGCAAGUUCUCUCUCUGGAAGGUAGUGUUUUAAUCAAAGUAGAGGAUAAUCCUGAAUAUAAGCUGAACGGAUGCUAAUUGUUCUAGUAUACUGUGAUGGGGAGACGCUUCAUCUUGAAUAGAGGGUGACCUUUCUCCCUCUGCCAUCCUUCAACCUCCCCUUGCACGUUCCCAUCUCCCUAGCCCUGGGCUUCCAGCCAUGCCUCCCUGCAGGGCUCUGUCCCUGCCUUGAUAGUGUAGCAUCUGCUUUCCCUGGUGCUGUGAAGCGAGCACAGAAGCCUUUGUUCUGCAUCAGGCAUGGUUACUGCCAAGCAGUUGUUCUAUCACAUCCUUUAUCCAGAGGGGGCAGCAAAUUCCAAGCAUGAAUAUAAAGUAAAAUUCAAAUUUAUAAUGAAGUGCAUUUUUAGGUUUAGGGUAGAUUUCCUGAAAUAACUACUUCGUUACUUAUUCUGAUGAAGAGCUUUUUUCCUGAUUUUAAUAGUAUAGUUGCUGUAGGUAGUGACUAUAACUUACAAAAACAGCAGCUUCACCUGUCUCUUCAUGUCAGCCAGUUUUUCCAGUAAGCCUCUCUAUGCAGUCCUUCCACACUGCACAGAAAAUUUGCCCAUCCUUUGCUAAGCAGUAUAUUAAAUCAUCGUUGCUGCAUUGAUAAAGUUGCCACUGUAGAUUGCAAUACUAUAGCGUCUCAGAAUUGCAUCCUGCCACUGCAUGUUGCAAUACCUCAGCAUCUCAGUACCGCAUCCUGCCGCUAUCCUGUGCCUGGCUGGUCACGUUCCCGUGGCACUUCUUGCCUGCACUGGAAUGCACCUGGCAGCAAAAGCUGGAAAAUGUUUGCUCUGAAUGAUUCGAGCUGCUCUGGGAACGCUGUCAUGGUACUUGCUAGGAGUGCUCUGCCGCCUCUGAGUGCUGUUGAUCAGUUAUAAUUUUCUCAUGCCAUCUAUUUCUGACUGUCUCGAUGCAGAACUACCAAAGAAGUUAUUGUGAUGUUAUCUAAGGUUUGGAUUUUCACUAGUAGAUCCACUAGUCUGUAGACAUGGCCCAGGUUCCUGUUCUUAGUUUAAGUUAAAAGUGAGGUAGCUCACUUCUCACUGAAGGUGGGCUGGCUAUGUCACAUCCCAUGUGGGCAAAAAGCAUGUAGAUAAGUGCAGCUAAUGGGGAAUCCUUCAUGUGCCACAGCUUCUCUCCUGGUAACUGGGUUUUGUUGCCAUGUCCUCAGAUAAAUUCUUGGAUGGGUUUUCUCUAAUUUGUGUAUGUUCUGCUCCCGUUCCUGAGGUUUAGUCUUGUGGUGAUUGAGAUACAGACACAGAUGCAUGAGCACAUGUGUGUGCAUA
Molecule: messenger RNA, 11331 nt
Organism: Struthio camelus australis
Lineage: Eukaryota; Metazoa; Chordata; Aves; Struthioniformes; Struthionidae
Product: interleukin-31 receptor subunit alpha
Biological process (GO): cytokine-mediated signaling pathway
Cellular component (GO): external side of plasma membrane; signaling receptor complex
Molecular function (GO): cytokine receptor activity; cytokine binding
Source: RefSeq, a predicted model, not a curated record